UAGGAGCAGCUGGCAAGUGAAGCAGCGGCAGCAGGGGAAUCGGGGCGGAGGGGGCAGAGGGAAGCUGGCAGCCCCACGGGCCACCACCUUGGGCGGGGGCUGGCCAGGUUGCAGCAGGUACUUCUCUGCCGGCAGGAUGGUGAAUCUGGACCCGGUGCAUGCAGAUAUCAAGAUGAGUGGUGACGUGGCAGAUUCCACAGAUGUGCAGAAUGAAGUCAGCCACAUAGAGCCUGGAAACGAACGAAAUGGCCUGGAUUUCAACAGACAGAUUAAAACGGAAGACCUCAGCGACUCUUUGCAAACUACCACCCCUUCCAGAUCGAGCCAUCUGGUACAAGGGCCCUCGAUGAUGCCUGGAGGGCAAAUUGCUGGGGAUAUGAGUUCUCUUCACACUUUGCAGCAGCUCGUGCAGGUUCCGGGUCACAUGCAAUCCGUCCCCUUAUUCCUGCUAUCUCAGGGCCCAGCAGGACAACAAGCUCUGCAGUCAAAUCUUCUCUCUUUUCCUCAGCAGCAGGGUGGGAUUCUCCUUCCACAACAUGGGCACAGCUUAGCGUCUCAGGCGGUGGGACGUCCCGGGCACCCUAUGUCAUCACUGGAGCCCCACACGGAAGUCCCUCAGCACUUACAAGUGGCCAAGCACUUGCCCUCCUCUGUAGCGACAGAUGAAGCCAAUGACCUCGAGGAGCUUGAAAAAUUUGCCAAGACUUUCAAACAGAGGCGAAUCAAACUUGGGUUCACACAGGGCGAUGUGGGGCUGGCCAUGGGGAAGCUCUAUGGGAAUGACUUCAGCCAAACCACCAUUUCCCGCUUUGAGGCCCUCAACCUGAGCUUCAAGAACAUGUGUAAGCUAAAACCACUGCUAGAGAAGUGGCUGAGUGACGCAGAAUCUUCCCCUUUGGACUCUUCCGUCAGCACGCCCAGUUCCUACCCCUCUGUGAGCGAGAUGUUUGGGCGCAAGAGAAAAAAACGCACCAGCAUUGAGACCAACAUUCGCUCCACGCUGGAGAAACGGUUCCAAGAUAACCCCAAACCCAGCUCAGAGGAGAUCUCCAUGAUUGCAGAACAGCUGUCCAUGGAAAAGGAAGUGGUCCGGGUUUGGUUCUGCAACCGGCGCCAAAAAGAGAAGCGCAUAAGUUGCCCAGUGCCUUCCCCUGUCAAGUCGCCCCUCUAUAACUCCAGACUGGUGUCUACCUCAGGAUCUCUGGGUCCCCUCUCUGUUACGCCUGUCCACAGCACCAUGCAUGGUGCAGUGACAUCAUCAUGCUCUCCUGGCCACUCCAGCCGGCCCUCAUCUCCCGGCAUGGGUCUCCACGCCAGCAGCCCCGGCAUGUCCCAAAGCAACUCCAAAGUGGCCAUCAACUCAUCCAGUUUCAACUCUUCUGGAUCCUGGUACCGAUGGAACCAGCCCACCUACCUCCACUGAAGCGCCAUUCCCCCAAAGAGCAACCGACUCCACCUUUUUCUCCUCUGUAGAAAAAGGGAGCCUUAACUUCAUGCUAUAAGGACCCACUUCUAUGGGAACAGAGGCUCAGACAAAUGUCUGAGACGAUGGCACACGUGUAAGCAGCAGAUCUCCCUUCAGCCCGUGACCUCACGAUGGGAGCGACUUUGAAAGCACAACUGCCAAAGAGACUAGAAACUGUGACGGAUCCCCAACCAGGGCCUCAGUGUGUCUGUGUGUCUGUGCAUGUGUCAUCUCCAUGCUGUGGGAUAAACCCACUAGCUGGUCAGCCUCAGGCUCUUCUCCAUUUGGUGACGAAACCUUUUGCUCUGUAAUGGAUGCCUGGCUAUCUUUGACCAGGAAAGGUUUCUGUCUUCUCUUUCUAGCUCAUAACUGCUUCUCUUAGGCGGCAGCUCUGGUGAAGCAUCUGUGCUCCAAUCUAAACACGCAAAUGCAUCCUCAGAGAUCCCCCUAAACUGAAACCAAGGCUGCCAAAUUCAUUUAGCUGAAGGUUUCAAUCAGGACGGUCCCUUUCAUGCCCUGCAGAUGGCAUUCCAGAGCAAAGUAAGUGUGCUUUGGCUGUCAUUCAGUGGCACCUACUCAAAAUUCUAGAAGGUUUUAGGUAAUCUGGAUGCAUUGUAAGUUCCGAAUAGUUUUGAUUCCAAGACACUUUAUGCUGGGGAUCUGUGGGCCCAACAGUUUCUGGGGAGCAAAACAGACAGGAAAUUGACAUGCAACUAACCAUUCAAAGGUAACGGUGCCUGGGCCAGCCCUCUUGUUCAGUAGAGUGAAGAUGUAUGCAUGCAGUCUGCAUUGUGGUCCUUAAGCUAACCAGCUGCCCUCAGGUGCAAUGUCCCUUUGACAGCAAGGCUCUGGUUGGCUUCGGUACAUGAAAUGGGGAGGCUGUCAUCUUUUCUUUCAUCUCAGGCAGCAAAAUGUCCAGCCUAGUCUUAGAUGGUGUGUUCACCCAGUGCACGGGCACUGAGACUUUUAGCCCAACUUGAUUGUGUAUAGACACUUACUUUUCCAAAAUUUAGGAAGCAGUGUUUUAGAAUUUCCAUAGCCUGUAACAGAUGCAUUGAUAUUUUUUUUCUGAGUCCCACCAGGGUCUCUGAUAAAAUGUUAGGCUUUUUUUCCCCACAUAUAGUGGUUUAAGCUGUACCUGGAAAAGCCAAAAUUAGCCCAAGCAUCUACUGGACAAAGGCCAUGAUGAGUUAAUGCAUUUCAUUAAACUUAAAAAUCUUGAGUAGUAUUGGAACCAUUUUAAACGGUUUAAAAAAAACAAAAAACAAAUAAAAGGCAUGAAAGGAUAGGUGUUUAUCCACGUAUUUAGUCAUGUAGACCCCCUCUUAUUUUAUUCUUUUUAAGUGAAACAUUUCGGUGCAAUAGAUUGACUGAACCAGAAACGACUUGCCAUCCAGUCUGGUCAGUUGUGGCCAAUGCCCUGAAUGAGACCAGAAGAAGUGACUGUACUAAGGAACUGUUAGAUGUUUCACUGAAAAUAGCCUCUAACCUCCGGAGUUUGGCUACACACCCACAUAUAGUCUAUUAUAGGGAUGAGGAAGUAGUUCAGUUCAGUUUGCAUUUAAAGGCAAGUGUACAUCAUACAAACUUUCCAAAACCAUACACAAACUGAAACGCAGCCGUCCUUCAACAGUUGCACUUCUCUGAAUCUUGCAGGGCAGUUCUCCAGCCAAGUAAUGUGUACAAAAAUGCACAUACUAGGGUAAAGUGUGUGUAAAAAUGUAUCAUGGAAAUAACAUACAAAAAUGCAUUAUUGAACAUUGUAAAAAUGUAAAUAUUAGGAGAAAUUUGCACUGAUGCUAAUGAAUUUCCAUGGGGCCUUUUGUUUCUCUGUUUUUAACCAAACUGAUGUGGAAAACUGAACUUAAGACUGGACAAAUGAGAAAGUGAGAAAACUCAAAACUGACAGAUUCUCCCAUCUUUACCCGAUUGUGAAAAUCAGAUCUUUUGCUGCACUGUUCCAUUUGAUUUGUGCACCUACCAAGCUGCAACGCUGGGCCAGAGCUGCUGCCAGAAGCGAGUAAUUUCUUUUGCUCCAGAUAAAUAAUUGUGUGGCAGAUGGGAGGGAGGAGAGGCUAUGAAGUCGGCAGAAGUUGCCUACCAGACUCUUCUUGAGAAGAAAGCAUACUUGUCGCUGUGGUGAGAUGCUGCCUGUGGGCCCAAACCAAGAGCCCGGAGGCUGGAAACGCAGCUGGGUGGGGACCAACUUUGGGUGGAAAACAGCUGGAGAGAGGAAAGUAUUAAGUAGCCCUUUCCCCUCCGACGGUGGCAGCUGGUGGCUCCAUGUCAGUGGGGCAAUGGAAUCCUCUCCGGGCUUUAGUCAGAACUUUCAAGGAGCUGUCCCAGCUGCUUCAGUACCUCGGACAGCUCCUUGAAAGUUCAGACUAAAAACCAAAGUGGAUUCCACUGCCCCAUCGACAUGGAGCUGCCACUGCCCUCCAGUUACACUCGCCACCUCCCACAGCUUGUUUUCAUUAAAUACACACACACUGGGAGACUGUAGUGCGCAUCUGCCGUGUAAUGCCUAGUUUGGAAGCAGCUCCUGAAAGGAGAUGACCUUGUGGAUCAGAAGAUUCCUUUGGAAUAACAACUUCUUUUUUUUACUUAAGGUAUAUUUGCUCUAAGAUGGGGAUCUCAAGCUCCCGUUGGGGCGCUCCCCUGGUUACUCACGCCCCUUUUCAAGCCACAUGCCUCACCAGCCCUGCUUUGCAACCUCCUUGAGUGCUUUUUACUGGCUAGAAUGUGUCUGUGAACUCUGAUGAUGCCUCUUGCUUGCCUGAAUGGAGACUAGAGAAGGGUGACUGUGUGUAGAAAUACCCCUAGGGUACGAAGGUCACAUUUACAUUUGUUGCUCCACCCACUUUUGCCUCUGGCCCCACCCACCGCUGGCAUGUGGCCCCUGGAGGGGAAUAUGGCCCUUGGACUGAAAAAUGUUCUCAACAGCGGCCGUCAACUGUUCCUCCUUUGCACUGUGGAUCUUUUUUGCCAUCACAUUGAUGGCAUUGAAUGAAUAAGAAGAUAUUAUUAAGUCAACGGCUCCAAGCACAUGAGAAAUGUACUUCUUUUUUCUGUUCUUUUUUAUUUUUGUUAUUACUCUGUCCAUUGGGUUUUUAUAUUAGCUGCAAGGCUAAAAGGAACUUUGUCUCUCGCUGUGAUUACAAUCGUGCUGUUUGUUUGGGGGGAGAUUUGCCAUAUUGUAAAGAGCUUCUCUCUCCUCCCCAAGGUCUUCUGCAACCUACACUUUUCUCUGUUUGGGAGAACAGUUUGUAUAACUCAGGUGUGAAUUUUGAAAAUUUUAUGUCGCUUUUUGUGUGUGUGUGUGUGUGUGUAUUGUUUUGAUUUCAUUAAAAUUGUUUUAAA
Molecule: messenger RNA, 4825 nt
Organism: Rhineura floridana
Lineage: Eukaryota; Metazoa; Chordata; Lepidosauria; Squamata; Rhineuridae
Gene: POU2F3
Product: POU class 2 homeobox 3
Exons: 13
Coding region: 137-1423 (428 amino acids)
Biological process (GO): regulation of transcription by RNA polymerase II
Cellular component (GO): nucleus
Molecular function (GO): DNA-binding transcription factor activity, RNA polymerase II-specific; RNA polymerase II cis-regulatory region sequence-specific DNA binding
Source: RefSeq, a predicted model, not a curated record